Peronospora matthiolae is the source of this 1362-nucleotide messenger RNA. The record is from the annotation of a GenBank genome assembly. Lineage: Eukaryota; Oomycota; Peronosporomycetes; Peronosporales; Peronosporaceae.
AUGCUCGAGAUCCGCGAGCUGCGACCGCUGCUGGCGAUCCUCAAUGAAGAUGACAAGCCGCUGGAACACGUAAUUGGCACGUUUCUACGCACGUUUACAAAGAACGACCACUUUAAAGUUGGCUGUACGAUCUGCAUCCUGCUGCAGGACAAUUUACUCACGAGCUCUCAACGUUUCGUGGGCUUUUCGAUCUUGAGUGAUUUGUACCGCAACGACGGCGGCACAACGAACCCGUUUUUGCCAGUGUUCUUGGCUGCUUUAGAAAAAGGCAGCGAUGGAUGCGAGAAACUGUUCAUUGUGCAUCUGCUAUCGGCUGCUGGAGCUGCUCGUGACUCGAGUAAGAAGACGGCAAAGCAGUUGAUGGCCGAUUUUCGAGCGAAUCCGUCGCAGUCUGUUAAGUUUGAUGUUGAGACGAUGAGACAAAGCUACUUGAAGCGCACGCCAGUAGUGCCGCAAUUCCGUGCUGCCGGGAUUCGAAACGUGGUGACGGACACAGAGUUUGAUCUGCAAGAGCAUGUAAACAAUGGGGCCAAUCUGCAAGUACCUCCGAACGAAGUGAGUUCACUGAACCUGCCAUGCUUUGAAGCGCUGUCGUUGGAAGAGAUGAGCUUGCUCGGCGAUGACCAGACUGCAGCCGGUACCGCCGCUGGACCAGCUGGCAGUUCUGCAAGUGUACCGGCUUCUGGCUCGUUGUCAUUGCUGAGCUUCGAGCCGACAUUCAUGCGCCUCCCCCCACCCAUCCUCGAGCCAGACAUGACCGAGUUAAUCUGGUUGAAUCCGGACUACUAUCCGACGGUGUUGUGGGACUCGACGAUGCUGGACUCGACGCACGGCAUUGCGUUGCGUGAGCUCAUGCAACGUGCAUUCCAGAAGCCACUGGUGCCAUCGCUGCAGCAAAAAGUGCUUGCGGAACUGGAAGCAGAUCCGAAGCUUGUGUAUCACUGCUCGCUAACGCCCCAGCGAUUACCAGAUCUCGUGGAAAACAACCCAAUGUUGGCCAUCGACUGCCUGCUGAAGCUCAUGUCAUCGAACCAGAUCACAGAAUACUUGUCAGCUCUGGUGAACAUGGACAUGUCGCUACAUUCGAUGGAAGUCGUGAACCGACUGACAACGGCAGUGGAUUUGCCGACUGAGUUCAUACACCUGUAUAUUUCUAACUGCAUAUCAUCGUGCGAGAACAUCAAAGACAAGUACAUGCAGAACCGCCUUGUGCGCCUUGUGUGCGUUUUCCUGCAGUCGCUGAUCCGGAACAAGAUUAUUAACGUGCAGGACUUGAUCAUUGAGGUACAAGCUUUUUGUAUUGAGUUUAGUCGUAUUCGCGAAGCAGCAGGGCUGUUCCGCUUAUUGAAGACGCUGGAAUAA